Molecule: messenger RNA, 1422 nt
Organism: Gracilinanus agilis (Agile Gracile Mouse Opossum)
Lineage: Eukaryota; Metazoa; Chordata; Mammalia; Didelphimorphia; Didelphidae
Product: girdin-like
Exons: 2
Coding region: 1-1422 (473 amino acids)
Biological process (GO): cytoplasmic microtubule organization; cytoskeleton-dependent intracellular transport
Cellular component (GO): centrosome; cytoplasm
Molecular function (GO): microtubule binding; dynein light intermediate chain binding
Source: RefSeq, a predicted model, not a curated record
AUGCAUACUCUGAUUUUCUGGACAGUGAGGCAAGAGUGUGAUGGUAGAACACCUCACAAAUUAAAGAGACUUCAACAAGAGAAUAUGAAUUUGCUUUCGGAUGCCCGCUCCGCCAGAGUAUACCGAGAUGAAUUGGAUGCACUUUGGGAAAAAGCAAUUAGAGUUGACAAGCUUGAAAACAAAGUCAGCAGAUAUAAAGAGAGGCUACAUGAUAUUGAAUUUUAUAAAGCAAGAGUUGAGGAACUAAAAGAAGACAAUCAAGUAUUAUUGGAAACAAAAAGUAUGUUAGAAGACCAACUAGAAGGAACCCGCACUCGUUCUGAUAAAUUACAUGAAUUAGAAAAAGAGAACUUACAACUGAAGGCUAACCUACAUGAUAUGGAGAUGGAACGUGAUAUGGAUAGAAAAAAGAUUGAAGAGCUAAUGGAAGAAAAUAUGAGUUUGGAAAUGGCACAGAAACAAAGUAUGGAUGAGUCAUUACAUCUUGGCUGGGAAUUGGAACAGAUAUCAAGAACUAGUGAACUCUCAGAAGCAUCACAGAAAUCUCUGGGCCAUGAGGUGAAUGAAUUAACAUCAAGUAGAUUAUUGAAAUUAGAAAUGGAAAAUCAGAGUUUGGUGAAGACCAUAGAAGAGCUUCGAAAUGCUGUGGAUUCUGUAGAAAGCAGUAAUUCCAAAAUUCUGAAAAUUGAAAAAGAAAACCAAAGACUUAGUAAGAAGCUGGAAUUUCUUGAGAAUGAAAUUAUUCAAGAAAAGCAAAGUCUUCAGAAUUGUCAAAAUCUGAGCAGGGAUCUAAUGAAGGAGAAAGCACAGUUGGAAAAGACCAUUGAAACACUUCAUGAAAAUUCAGAAAGACAGAUUAAAAUACUGGAACAGGAGAAUGAGCAUUUGAAUCAAACUGUAACAUCCUUAAGGCAGCGAUCACAAAUAAGUGCUGAAGCAAGGGUGAAAGACAUUGAGAAAGAAAAUAAAAUCCUUCAUGAAUCUAUUAAAGAAACAAGCAGCAAGUUAAACAAAAUUGAAUUUGAAAAGCAACAAAUUAAAAAAGAAUUGGAAAAUUACAAAGAAAGAGGAGAAAGAACAGAAGAACUUGAGAAUGAGUUGCAUCAUCUUGAAAAGGAAAAUGAAUCAUUACAAAAAAAGAUAACUAAUUUGAAAAUUACCUGUGAGAAAACUGAGACCUUAGAGCUAGAAAAUUCUGAACUGGAAGUAGAAAACAGGAUUCUUCAAAGUCCAGUGGCAAGACAAAGUCAGGACAACUGGCGAUGGCCCCAGAUGCAGCAGAUGACCUUGGUGCCUUCUAUGGAUAACCAUGCUCUGAACUCUCCACAGCCACUUCUUCAGCCACCUUCAUGGAAGCAGGAGCAAAUUGCUCUCAUCUACCUGUUGGCAAGGGGUCGGGGUGACUUCACCUGCAGUGGGUAG